CCCCAUCUAUAAAAGCUGCUCAAAUUCUUCUUUUUAAUUACUCAUUAAGCUUCAGACAUCUUUAGUUCUUUCCCAACGAAAAAAAAAGAACUCAAAUGUCUAAGCAAUGGAUGAACCUAGUUGGAGCAUUAUGGUUACAGUCUAUGGCUGGAACAAACACAAAUUUCCCAGCUUAUUCUUCUCAAAUAAAAAAACUCCUAUCCAUAUCCCAAGUUCAACUCAACAACUUAGCUUUUGCUUCUGAUGCUGGAAAAUUACUCGGUUGGUUUGCUGGAAUUGCAGCUAAUUAUUUACCCCUUUGGCUAGUUCUUUUAAUUGGUUCAUCACUAGGAUUAAUUGGCUAUGGGGUGCAAUAUCUUUUUCUUACAAAUCACAUACACUCUUUAUCCUAUUGGCAUGUUUUUUCACUCACUUUUUUGGCUGGCAACAGCAUUUGUUGGAUCAAUACUGUUUCUUACAUAGUAUCGAUUCAGAAUUUCCCGUUGGAUAGACAAGUUGCUGUUGGAAUAUCGACUAGUUACAUAAGUUUAAGUGCCAAGAUUAUUACAGACAUAGUUGAUGUUAUUAACGUUUCCACCCCGAGUGACAGGGCUAAAACUUAUCUCCUUUUAAACUCUGUUUUGCCCCUAUUUUUUGCGAUUAUUGUUGCACCACUAAUUCGUGAGACUAAGGUUGAAAAAUCAAGAAAAUUAUCAGCUGGAUUUCGAGUGAUGUUCGUUAUAACGCUGGCAACGGGGACUUUUGCUGUGAUCACUAGCAUGGGGCCCGCGAAUUCGAAAUUGUUACCAAGAUUGUUGAUUUUAAUGGGAAUGGGGAUUUUUUUAGUACUUCCAAUAUUGGUCCCAUUGAGUGAAAGAAUCAAAGAACAUUGGCAUGGAAAAUGUUGGAUAAGGAGAGAUCCAAGAAUUUGUGAUUUAAGUAAUUUGGAGGAAGAAAUUAGAACACCACAAGAGGAGAUUAAUUAUGGGGCUAAUAAAGAGGAUAAUGAUGUUGGAUUUGCUGUAAUGGAGGAAAUUGGAGCAAAAAAAAUGUUGAUGAGAGUGGAUUUCUGGUUGUAUUUCUUUGUAUACUUAUUUGGUGCAACAUUGGGUUUGGUUUAUUUGAAUAAUUUGGGACAAAUUGCUGAUACUCGUGGAUGCACUGCCACUUCUUCAUUGGUUUCAUUAUCAUCUUCAUUUGGUUUCUUUGGUCGCCUUCUUCCUUCACUCUUCGACUAUCUCUUCUCCAGGAGUAAAUAUGCAAUAUCAAGACCAGCUACCAUAGCAGUGAUACUAGCCCCAAUGACAGGAGCUUUCUUUUUGCUACUCAACAGUAGUCACAUUGCUCUCUAUAUCAGCACAGCUAUAGUUGGGAUUUGCACAGGAGCCAUUACUUCUAUUUCUGUUUCGCAAACCACUGAGCUUUUUGGGACCAAGAAUUUUGGUGUUAAUCACAAUAUUGUGGUGGCUAAUAUCCCAAUUGGUUCAUUUUUAUUUGGGGACUUAGCAGCUAUGCUCUACAGAAGACAAGAAAAUUCAACAUCAACUAAUGAUGGAAGUUGUUCGGGCAUGAAAUGUUUUCAGACAUCUUUUGUUAUAUGGGGUUGUCUUUGUUUCCUAGGAACUUGUUUGGCUUUUAUUCUUCAUACAAGAACUCAAAAAUUCUAUAGACAGUUACGUGGAGGAAAUUAAACUAGUAGGAGUUACAUAUAGUAUUAACUUAUAGAGUUACCUUAUACUAAGCUUAUUGGACAGUACAAACUGAGUUUAUGUAAUUGUUUUUUUUUAAGUACGUUAUUGUCACGUUGUUUAGUAGUUAGAUGUAACAUCCAUGUAUACCUACGUACAUAAAUUGAGAUAUGAUGUAAAAAAAAUGAUUUUCUAAACAACAAUGUACUAUGACAUAAAUGGCAUUUCGCCGAAUGAAUUUUUUUGCCGAA
Messenger RNA from Lycium ferocissimum, 1918 nucleotides. RefSeq names its product protein NUCLEAR FUSION DEFECTIVE 4. The transcript has 2 exons. Gene Ontology annotation, cellular component: membrane. NCBI's taxonomy places the organism in Eukaryota, Viridiplantae, Streptophyta, Magnoliopsida, Solanales, Solanaceae. The record is from RefSeq and is a predicted model, not a curated record. The coding region runs from base 96 to 1670 and encodes 524 amino acids.